UGUGGCAAAAAUACCAGGGUAUGAGCUGAAGAAGUAGAGCAGUCAAGAUGGCGACUUCCAUAUGCAGGACAUUUGUAAAUCUUCAUCGAAUAUCUGCUUGCAAUUUAAAGGGUCCAGAGUUCGGCACACUGCUACAGACGGGAUGCGCUCUCCCCGUGGUCACCCAGAUCCGUACCAAGAAGCGAUACUUCAUCCCUCCCAAGGCUACCGCCAGGCAGAUGACGCAGAAGGAGCAGGAGAACAAGGCGCGAGCGGCAGGGCUGGUUAUCGGCCAACAGUACAUGGAGAGAUCCAUCAAUAUCUCCUGCACAGCGGGUGUAUUCGACGCAUAUAUCCCUCCUGAGGGGGAUGCACGUCUGUCCAGCCUCUCCAAGGAGGGCCUGAAGCAGAGAACAGAGCAAAUCAAACAGACCGCCGCCUCCCAGUUAGCGAUUCGCAAAAUCAAGGAACAUGAUACUGAAUUCACAUCAAAAGACUUUGCUGUGAAAGCGCAGGAGAUCUUCAUUGAAGCCCACGAAGCACUUACAAACUUCAACAAGGUGAAACUCCACACCUUGGUGACAGAAAGAUGUUACCCUGAAAUGGUGCGUGGUAACCGCUACAAGACGCUGCGCUGGCGCUUUGUGGAGUCGCUGGAGCCGCCCAGGGUGGUGCAUGCCCGCUGCCCCGACAUGGUCAGCAAGGGCAACCUCUACGCCCAGGUCACCGUACGCAUGCACUCCCGACAGGCGCUUGCCAUCUAUGACCGUUUUGGGCGUCUGAUGAGCGGCGACGAGGAGGAUCCCCGUGACGUGCUGGAGUACCUGGUGAUCGAGAGGCACCUCGUCAACCCCUACGGCAGGUGGAGGCUCCACGGCAAGAUCGUGCCGGCAUGGGCACCGCCAAAGGAGCCUGUACACAAGACUGCCCUGAUCCCCGGACCCAAGCUGAAGCCAGAGGAGGAGUAUACAGAGCUCAACUACCAGAUCCCCAAGCCCAAACCUGUGCAGUGGUACAAGUAGACCAGCAAGGGGCGCUGUUCACCAGGUCAAAACAGCAACAUACCCAGACUGAAUAUCACAUGCUCCCCCCUGUCCUCCAGAUUUUUUUAUAAA
This is a messenger RNA of Engraulis encrasicolus (European anchovy), 1094 nucleotides long. It is a transcript of the gene mrpl45, whose product is annotated as mitochondrial ribosomal protein L45. The coding region runs from base 48 to 1001 and encodes 317 amino acids. The record is from RefSeq and is a predicted model, not a curated record. NCBI's taxonomy places the organism in Eukaryota, Metazoa, Chordata, Actinopteri, Clupeiformes, Engraulidae. Gene Ontology annotation, cellular component: mitochondrion. The transcript has 8 exons.